Molecule: messenger RNA, 1242 nt
Organism: Vicia faba (fava bean)
Lineage: Eukaryota; Viridiplantae; Streptophyta; Magnoliopsida; Fabales; Fabaceae
Source: the annotation of a GenBank genome assembly
AUGGCAGACUGGUCUCAACUCCCAAAGGACCUCCUCCACCUCAUCUCCCAAAAACUCAACUCCCAUUUCUACCAACUCCGCUUCCGCUCCGUCUGCUCCUCAUGGCGCUCCUCCACCCCUCAAAACCACCACCACCAUCUCAAUCUCCCUCCCAAAUUCCCAAUUCCCUCCAACAACCAUGAUUCCACCUUCCCUCUCUCCAAACGAACCCUCUUCCUCAUCUCCCCACCCCCUAAUCCACACACCCUACAACCAUGGCUAAUCAAAAUCGGCCCUGACUCACGUGACCAAACUCGCCUCUGGCACCCUCUCUCACGUGACAAACAAUUCUCGAUUCAUUCCCCUAACUCCAUCGAUUUCAACCACCUCCCUGUCAUCGAUCUCGGUUGCGAAUUCGUCAUCGGUAACUUCCCUUCCCAAUCCUCCUCUCUUCCUCCAAACAACUCACUCUACAUGGAAAAGGUUGUUGUUUUUGAAGCUGACGCUGACACGUGGCAGAUCGGAAAAGGCCGCUGUUCGAUUCUUCUCACUAUUCACAUUUCUGGAAAACUCGCUGUGUUCCGAUGCGGUGAUGAACGGAGUGAUGAUCGGUGUGAUGAGAAGUGGAUGAUAAUUCCUGAUAUGCUCACGCCUUAUGAUGAUGUAUGUGUCUAUAAAGGGAGGCCGUUUGCGGUUGAUAGUACCGGCCGGGCUGUUGUCGUGGGACCGGAUUUGAGUGUGGAGAUGGUUGCGGGGCCCGUGUUUGGUGGAGAUAAGAAAUUCUUGGUGGAGAGUGAGGGUGAUUUGUUGUUAGUGGAUAAAUAUUUGUCUUGUCUUGUGAAUUGUUUGAGGGAUGAUGUUGAUGGUGGUGGUGGUGGUGGUGAUGGUGGUGGGUUUUAUGAGAUUGGGCAUGGUUAUUUAGAUGGUGAGUUUUAUGAGAUUGGAAGGGAGAGAGCUGUGAGAUUUGAUGUGUUUAGGCUUGAUGAGAAGAGGAAGAAGUGGGUGGAGGUGAAGAGUUUGGAGGAUAGGGUUUUGUUUUUGGGGGAAGAUUGUGCUUUUUCUGCUUCGGCUUUGGAUUUGAGGAUUGGUUAUGGGAAUUGUGUGAUAUUUAGGGACGAUGUUUAUAGUGAUUCUCAAUCGAGUGAGCUCGGGGUCGGUGUUUUUCAGUUCGGUAGGUUUAGGAUUGCGCCAUUGUCUUGUUUUCCUUGUUAUUCUAUGUUUUUCUGGCCACCUCCAGAAUGGGUCGGGGUCGGGCUGCGUUGA